AAUAUUCGUCUCCGGGAGACCAACAGUUGACUGAGUCUCAAACUUCCUGUAUCGGGACCAUUCACAAUUCUUCAGUCGAUUUAAGAUUUCGGAGCCGCUUUUAUGCGGUUGAAGUCAUGGACACUUCGGUCGAUUAUCGCCGCCGUUCCCGUUACCGUUCCAGCGCACGUUCUCGUUCCCGUUCCCGCUCUUGCUCGCGCUCAUAUUCUCCAAAAUAUAGUAGCCCUAGAAGGAGAACGGGAAGUCCCGAAGGCAACUACAAGCAAACCCUAAACUCCCUGACGAAACGAUUUGGUAAGAGCAACCGAGGCUAUCGGAAUGGAUAUGAUUCGGCAUCGGAAUCUGAUGAGGAAUUGAAGGGGCUGAGCUACAUGGAGUACCGAUGGCAAAAGAGGCAGAAAAUGCGUAAAUAUGAACACUGUUUUUGGAAUGCUACGCCGAGUCCCCCGAGGAAUGAGAACGAUGAUUUGGAGAAUGAAAAGCCUGACGAGAUUUGUGAUAAAUACGGAGGUAAUGAAGAGAAUGGGAAAACCGAAUCUGGAAAAUCGGAGAAUUCUGAGUCUGAAUCCGACGAUUUACAGGCCAAGAAUAAGGGGAGAAAGAAUCAAUCUGAGUAUGAGGAAUCAGAGAGCAGUGAGUUUGAUUCUGAUACCGAUCCUGAAUCUGAUGAUUCAAGUUCUAGGAAGAAGAAGAGAAAGAGUAGGAGAUCGAGGCGUAAAAAUAGGAAGUAUAGUGAGUCGGAAGAUGAUGAUGAGAGUGAUUCUGAAGAGGAAGAAGAUAGAAAAGGAAGGAAGAGCCGAAAUAGGUCACACAGGAGGAGUAAGAAAAGAAGAAGCAGUAAAAAAAAGAGAGGUAAAAGAAAGAGUAAGUAUAGUGAUUCUGAUGAGCGUGAGAGUGAGGAAAGCAAAACUGAUGAAUCUGAUGCCAGUUGGUCAUCAGAUGAUAUUCAGGAUAAAUCGAAGAAGCCAAAGCUUUCUUCGAGUUCAAGGUCCAAACCAAGUAAGAAAGAGCGAAAGUCUGAAACUUUGAGUGAUGAGAAUUUAGAUAAGGAGAUGGUGGAUGAGGCCAAGCAGGCUGAAAUCAAUGCUGAGGUGCUUAAGUUUAAAGAAAUGAUUGAAUCUCAGAAGAAACCUGCUCUAGAUAAUGAAACAGUGGUGGGUCCGAUGCCCUUACCUAGAGCUGAAGGGCAUAUAAGUUAUGGUGGUGCACUGAGGCCGGGAGAAGGUGAUGCAAUUGCUCAGUAUGUGCAACAAGGGAAGCGUAUUCCUCGAAGAGGUGAAGUUGGUCUUUCUGCAGAUGAAAUUCAGAAGUUUGAGAAUCUUGGGUAUGUGAUGAGUGGUAGUAGGCACCAGAGGAUGAAUGCCAUUCGUAUAAGAAAGGAAAACCAGGUUUACAGUGCAGAGGACAAACGAGCAUUGGCCAUGUUUAACUAUGAGGAGAAGGCGAAACGGGAGCAUAAGGUUAUGGCUGAUUUGCAGCGGUUGGUGCAGCGUCACAUUGGGCAGGAUAUUGGUCCUACCCAUGAUCCUUUUGCUACAAAAGAUGGUUUUGUUGCUGGAGACAUCUGGAUUAUUGCUCGAACAUAGAUGUGUCAGCUUAAAUUUUUUAGGGCAUCAUAAAUUUCACCUUUUUGUGACCCUGUGGACAACUUUAAGUAGGCAUUAUCUUUGUCUCACAAGGAGUAAAGUGUAUGUGAGGAAACAAAGGACAAAUGGAGCUGAAGAGAGGACAGGUGGUGGCAUCCUGGAAGAAACAAAUGGCAGGCAGCUGUUGGCAAAAGAAAGCCUGGAAGAAACAGAAGGAAGAUAGGAAAGAACAGGGGAGAUUUCAGAGACAGAACUGACAUUAACAGAAAAAGGGAUAACAAAGACGUAGCUGAUUGAAGGGACAUUCAGAAUGUCUCAACCAAAAAAUGUCAGACCAGGAAAGAAGGUCAACUGGGAAGAAAAGAGGGGAAGAUAUAGACCUGGAGAGAAGCAUUGGGGGUGGGGGAGAAACAGGAAUGAAGAAGAAUUAGAGUAUGGAGAGAUCAGUCUCUCGAAAGUUGGAGUUUGUUAUCUGUUAUUAUGAAUUUAGUUAAUUUUGGGUUAGUUGCUGUGUUAGCCGCUGCUGGUGUUUAAUUACUUUUUGUAAUGUUUGUGUUGGUGGAAACAUUGAAGUUGUGAACUCAUAUCUGUAUUCCAGGAAAUUAUCAAUGCAAAUAUUUUCAUAUUCA
Molecule: messenger RNA, 2215 nt
Organism: Mangifera indica (mango)
Lineage: Eukaryota; Viridiplantae; Streptophyta; Magnoliopsida; Sapindales; Anacardiaceae
Product: NKAP family protein-like
Biological process (GO): regulation of gene expression
Cellular component (GO): nucleus
Molecular function (GO): chromatin binding
Source: RefSeq, a predicted model, not a curated record